UCUCUCAGUCCACAUCAGCUAAAGUCAGAAAUCACAAUUGCGUCUUGGAGUUGCUGGCGACUUCAAAAAGCAAAAAAUACUAUUACGGGAAGCAGGGCUUCAGCAAGCAAAUUGAUUUGGAAAAAUCACUCGUUACAACUCAAUUGGAGAGGAUAUUCAAAAUGCCAAACGGUAAACUAUUUUUGGAAAAGUGCAACUCGUCUAGGAUUUUAUGCGAAACAAAGAAACUGGAUGCAAAACCCUUUGUUCAGGAAAUUGAGAUGUUAUCAGAAGAGGAGAGAUCUUUAGUACGAAUUGGGAAAGUCUUGGGAAGCGGAGGCUUUGGAUGUGUGUAUGAGGGGCAUUACAGGGGAAAACAAGUCGCUAUUAAAAAAUUUCAUGUGAAUUCCAAAAGUCGUCGAGCAAUGCUGCAGAGCUUUGAAGCUGAAACAUCAAUCAUGUCUUUUUGCCAUCCAAAUAUUAUAAGAACUUUAGGUGCUUUUGGAAAAGAACUUCAGCUGGGAUGUCGCAUCAUCGUUAUGGAAUUUGCUGGCAACAAGACAUUGCGAAAUAUCAUUGUCAAUGAUAAAGAUGCCAUUAACGAAGAACGUAGAUUAAAGUUUGGCUUUCAAAUAGGAAGUGCUUUGGAAUUUCUCCACAACAGGGAAAUUGCUCAUUUGGAUGUCAAACCAGCAAAUAUAUUAGUUGAUAAACACGACGUGUGUAAACUAGGUGAUUUUGGCUGCAGUCAAAUUAUCGGAGAAGGAGAUGACGAUUUACCUGCUAGUCCAACCUGUUCAUAUUUAACAGGGACUUUUGCAUAUCGUGCACCUGAACUCCUCAAGGGAGAAGCACCCACUACACAAGCUGAUAUGUAUUCUAUGGGAAUAUGUCUUUGGCAACUAUUAACGAGAGAACAGCCAUACGGUUCAGAGAAUCUGUACGUCGUGGUGUUCGGUGUUGUGGCGUACAAUUUACGACCACCUGUGCCACAAGCGGACAACCAGUGCUUACAGGAAUAUGAUGCUUUAGUAGAGCGAUUGUGGCAGGCUGAUCCAACGCUUAGACCUAAUGCUACAGAGACAAUGGAAAUAUUAAGGAUGUUACAGCUAUAAAGCUUCAUAAACUGUAGGUUUUAUAUGGCUCUUUUAUGAGAAACAAAUCAUUUUGUUUUGCUGAAAUACAAAAGUAAAAAGAAAACAAAUAGACCGUUACUGAGUUUGCUUGAGUGACCACAAAUUAAACAAUGGUUCUAGGUUCGAGUCGAGGCUUGACUUGAUAAAUACAGUAAGUGUUAUAUGCAUGAGCACAUCAAGUCCACCAUCAGUCAGGCCAAUUUUGAAAUGGGUUAUUAGUGAUCUAUUUUGCUUUUCAGGUUUUCCUUUAGAAGGUAUAGUGUUAUAGCUGUAUAUGUACUCCCAACAGACCGCAAUUUACCAAAAUAGAUCAUGAAUUACGAAGCUUACGAUUUAAAAGUCUUGAAAGCGGGGAAAUAUAUAUUUUUAAAAAACCAUUUUUAAAUCAAGAUAAAUCUUUAAAAAGUUUCUCCAGCAAUCAGUAUUUUUAAACAUUUAAAACAAUAAUGACGAUGAUUUUGAUGGUAGUAAAUGAUGAUGAUGAUGAUGAUAAUGAUGAUGAUGAUGAUGAUGAUGGUGAUGAAUAGCUCCCCACUCCUAUACAACAUAGACUGAUAAAGUUUAGCAUCUAUAAUAAUGAUAACUUUUGGUUCUCAAAGAUAUUAUGAAGGAUUUUCUUAAUAAACACCUUUCAUUCGUUGUA
Actinia tenebrosa (Australian red waratah sea anemone) is the source of this 1758-nucleotide messenger RNA. RefSeq names its product serine/threonine-protein kinase mos. Gene Ontology annotation, biological process: protein phosphorylation. NCBI's taxonomy places the organism in Eukaryota, Metazoa, Cnidaria, Anthozoa, Actiniaria, Actiniidae. The record is from RefSeq and is a predicted model, not a curated record. Gene Ontology annotation, molecular function: protein serine/threonine kinase activity; ATP binding.